AUGUGGUAUCACAUCUCCAACGCCAAUGAGUACCUCGUCGUCACUGGCGCGGGCGUCGACGAUGUACGCAUCGUCAAGAAAGCCUUCGUCUACCCAUGGCAGCGCGUUGCUCGCAUCUCCGUCUCGCCCUUCGACUUCUCUCUCAACUUGCAGGCCAUGACCAUUGAGAAGCUCCAGUUUGCCCUGCCCGCCGUCUUCACCAUCGGCCCAGACAACAAGCCCGAAGCUCUCAAAAAAUAUGCAUUGCUCCUCAGCGGGAACCCCGACGGCACCCCCUCCGCCAGCAAGAAACCUGGCCUGGCCAUUGUGCCGACCCAGAGGGGCCAUGUUCAGGACAUUGUGAAAGGCAUCAUUGAAGGCGAGACCCGUGUCAUCGUGUCCAGCAUGACGAUGGAGGAGAUUUUCAAGGAGCGACAAGUCUUUAAGCAGAAAGUUAUUGAAAACGUCCAGAACGAAUUGGACCAGUUUGGUCUACGGAUUUACAAUGCCAACGUGAAGGAACUUCAAGACACACCCGGCUCCGAGUACUUCGCCUUCCUCUCCCGCAAAGCCCACGAGGGAGCGUCCAACCAAGCCCGUAUCGAUGUGGCUGAAGCUCGCAUGCGAGGUGAAAUUGGCGAGGCUUCAAAACGUGGUCAUACCAAGCAGGAAAUCUCCAAGAUCGAAGCAGAGACCGCCGUCCUCGAGACAAAGAGGAGAGCCGACAAGGCACAAGCAGAUGCCGAGCUUACGAAUCGACAGACUGAGUUGGACAUGACCAUUCAAAUCAACCAGAUUCAAGCUCGGAGAGCUGCAGAAGCCCGGGAUGCCGAAUUGCAGAAAGAGGUCGAGACGAAAAAGGCAGCCACCGAGCUUGAACGCCUCCGUGCCAAAGACCUCGUCCGUGCACAAAUCUCAAAGGAAACGACACAACAAGAGGCUGAUGCCGACCUCUACCGCGCGUCCAAGCAAGCUGACGCCAAGGCAUACGCUGAAAAGCAGGAUGCUGAUGCUCAGUUGUUCAAACAGCAACGCCAAAUUCAAGCCAGUGUCGAACGCCAAAUGAAAGAAGCCGAUGCAAUGUACCAUGCUAAGAUGCGUGAAGCAGAAGCUACAAAGGCACAAGCAGAAGCGUACAGGGAAUUGGCCGACGCAUUUGGCGGACCACAAGGCCUGCUUCAAUUCAUGAUGCUCAAGGAGAAUACCUACGAGAAGCUUGCCAUGGCCAACGCAAAGGCUAUUCAAGGCCUUCAGCCCAAGAUUACCGUAUGGAACACCGGCAACGGUGACGCGAGCGGGGCAAUGGGAGAAGGCAUCGCACCGAUCAAGAACAUCAUGCAGUCGUUGCCUCCUUUGCUCAGUACGAUCCAGGAACAGACCGGCAUUACACCGCCAAAUUGGAUGGUGCAAAUGCCCAAGGACGUCAACGGACAGCUGAAGCCGGAGGAGAGGAGAAAGAUCUUGAGCCACAGCGCCGAAGAGAAGAAGGGCUGA
This is a messenger RNA of Cladophialophora psammophila CBS 110553, 1473 nucleotides long. Its product is annotated as flotillin. Gene Ontology annotation, biological process: protein localization to plasma membrane. The transcript is spliced from 3 exons. Bases 1 to 1473 code for a protein of 490 amino acids. Gene Ontology annotation, cellular component: plasma membrane. NCBI's taxonomy places the organism in Eukaryota, Fungi, Ascomycota, Eurotiomycetes, Chaetothyriales, Herpotrichiellaceae. The record is from RefSeq and is a predicted model, not a curated record.